GAGAAGGCAACUGUAAAAUAAAGACAUUAAGUGACAGAUGUUCCUGGUUUGAAAAAGACGACUUAAAGGAGUGUGAAAAAACAUGGAUUCUGUUACUGAAAGGCAUCAAUGAAGACUUAGAAUGCACAGACUGGCAAUCCGUGCCCAGUUUUCCGGAGUUCUGUGGAAAGAGUUCCAAGGAAGAGAGUCUACAGAAACAAGAAGUCUUUACAAUUGGAAUGAAAGACUUCCAGUGGGUAUCGUUCCCAUCUUUUUGCAAAGAACAAUGUCUAAAAUCAAAGAAUCUUAGCGUGGACCAGCUAACAGAGAGCCCGACAGACCAUUUACAGAAAGGACAGGACCAAGCAGAUAAAUUGAAAAGUUUACUUUCUACAGCUGAAAAAACAUGCUGUGUAGCUAUUACAGAUCAAGCCAAAAAUAUGGUUGGGGAAGACACAGAAGUUCUCUCAAACCCAGAGGUAAGUCCCAAAUCACAUCAACUCAUGCAACCCAGCUCUACGCAUAACUCGGCAUUGUUGCAAAGCUCUGCAGAAGCUUUUAGCUUUCAACAGCAGUGCAGAGGGACUGUACAGAGCAGCUGGGAAAACAGAAAAGAAAAUGAUAGGGAAGAGCUUCAAAUACAAACACAUGAAGGGAUUAUUUCAUUUGGUGAGGCUGGAUACGUGCCUGCAGAAGAGCAGCCGCCUCUUGCGAGCGUACCUGGAACUGAAAGCUGCAAGAAAAUGGAAAAUCCAAGUGAAGCAUCUUCAACUCUUGAGAGCUGUCCAAUGUGUCAGAUGGAUUUCAGCAGAACACUGUCACAGCUGGAUAUUGACGGGCACCUUGCGAGGUGCUUGUCUGAAAGCACAGAUGAUGUCGUGUGGUAAAUCAGAAGAACGAAGAGCGAAGGAAUGAGGCCAAGGAUGAACCUUUCUCCAAGGAAAAGGAACAGCGUGUCAGGGAAGCACACCCUUGUCUCAAACUUGCUUAAGGAUCACAAGCCAGUAACUCAACAGAAGGUCAAGUGCCACCUGCACGUUCAGGAUCUUUUUGCUUUAAAUCCUCUCCAGUGCCUGUGAAGGAGUUCUAGUUCUGAAAAUGGUGCUACAGGACGUCCCAGAGACCCCCAGGGAAAUCAGUCUUGGCCCUCCUGCAAUCUGGGUAUUUCUGAAAAGAUGUCCUGCUGUAAAUCCCCGAUGUUCUGUCUGAUGCACCACAGUUGUUCAAAAUCUCUAAGCGUAGAAGAAAGCAGCUGAAUAAAAGUUAACUAUUAUUUAAACUUAUCCAAAGGUUUACUGACCUCUUCUUUUUUUUCCCCUCUCUAACCAGGUAAUCUGUGAAAAUAAGCUUGAUUAAAAAGCCAUUCAAACUUAGCAUUUUUCAUUAUUUUAAUAUCUAAGUAAGGAUUUAUAUGAUUGAACAGUUAAUUCUGUGAAUAUAUGUUAAAAGAAAACACCAUCCACACCAAAUAAAGGGUGUGGGCUAUUUUUUUUUUUUAUCUUUCUGAAGGAACACAGCUAAAUUCAUCACCUCACUUUGUAGGUUUCUAAGUCAGUAUCCACUUGAUUAACAUGACUAGUUUAUACUAAUUAGGCUCCAGAAAGAACACUUCUGCCAGUUUCACAAGACUGAAAUGCAAAGCAAGAUUUAAUAUAGGCACUCAGCCCAAACAGCUGCUGUUUCUAUCAGUUUCCCCACUCCCCCCCUCGAAACCAUUCCUGUUUGAGACUAAAGACACCUGAGCACUGGCUGUGGCUGGAAACUACACCCAAGACUCAUCUAUGUGGGUAACUUCAGAGUAGCCAGUAAACGUUUUGUAAGCUUGAGAAAAAGCAGCCUUUUGGGCAAAUGACAAUAAAUGCCAUUUAGUGACAGUUGAGCACCCAGGGGCAGGGCUGAGCCUGCUGGCCCGUUCCCCCAGGGGCCGGCCCGGGGCUUCCAGCACAGCCCCAGUGCUCAGGAGCUGAGCCCCAGCCC
Athene cunicularia (burrowing owl) is the source of this 1956-nucleotide messenger RNA. RefSeq names its product FA core complex associated protein 20 (gene FAAP20). The transcript is spliced from 4 exons. The coding region runs from base 219 to 866 and encodes 215 amino acids. The record is from RefSeq and is a predicted model, not a curated record. Gene Ontology annotation, molecular function: ubiquitin binding. NCBI's taxonomy places the organism in Eukaryota, Metazoa, Chordata, Aves, Strigiformes, Strigidae.